Messenger RNA from Symbiodinium natans, 6888 nucleotides. The record is from the annotation of a GenBank genome assembly. Lineage: Eukaryota; Dinophyceae; Suessiales; Symbiodiniaceae.
AUGGCCAAAGGACGACGCUACAUGGUGGACAAGACAGGCCAAGAACAAAGAAGGGAUGGCCGACCAAGCCCUCACGAAGGCGUGGGGUACGCUUUCUAUGGAGGCAAAGAAGGCCAUCGAAGAAGCAGGAUGGAAGCCGCGGACGAUGGAGCCGGGGCCCAUUUGGCCCCCGGGACUACCAGGCAGUGGAUCGCAAACCGAAAGCAUGAGUACCACGAGGCCAUUGAAACGGUGUGGCAGGGAGCUGAGCCCGCAGUGCAAAGGCUGCUCAGAGCAGCGGGUAUUCCCCCGCCAGGGGACUACAAGCCUGAGGACGAGACGCCAAAGCAGGAGCUCAGCCGCCAUGUUGGUACAUACAGAAGGACGACAAACAAGCUGAGAUCACUCAUUGAGAAGAAGGUCCGGCUUCAAGACAAAACGGAGAAGAUCAAGAGUGAGUUCGAGCAGGCCAUGAAGCAGCUUGCGCAAGUCAGCCAGGCCAUCCAGGCCACGGAGCUGGAGGUAGCGGAAGCACAGAAGAAGGUACAAGCCUGUGUGAAAGAUGAAGAGGACUCGCCAUACAAGGACGUCGCGUCCUACCUGGAAAAGGAAGGGAUCAUCCUGUCCGAGGAGCAAGCGGAGGCGCUCAAAACGAGGAUGGCGGUCAAGGUCGUGGAGACAGAUUGGACGGGAGUCUUGGGACAAAGAGAGCCGGGCAUGCCAGCCGAACUAGGCAUCUAUGGGCCGAUGCGCAUGCUGGGACAGGAGCGGAGGGGCCGACACCUCAGGGCAGCUCCUGGUCCGAACAGCCAAAAUCUGAAGGCAAGACAAGUAGAGGAGUCUCAAUGGGGAGACUCUGAUAUCUCUUUUGAUGGUGGCCGGAAGCAGUGUUACGGGGACAUUGUAUGGUCACAGGCACAUGGGGAAGGCAGUCAAGCUGUGUUUAGUACCCAGGUGCCUAGUACAAACAGCACAGUGGAAGACAGCCAAGAGAGCUGGAGUCCAGUUACGAGGGGUCCGGAGCCUGUCCGAGCUGUGGACAGCAGUUGGGCGGUCACAGGGCCCAGAUACUUCCAUAUUACAAGGGAAGACAUCGAAGAGGAAUGUGAGCAUUCGGCCUCGCGAGAAGCUGAGGGAAGCCAAACACAGAUGAGAGACCAUGCAGCGGUUAGAGGGGCGAACAUGAAGGCCUCGCAGGAAGCUGAGGAAAUACGAUUCUCGGCCUCGCCGUGUGCUGAGGGUCGCAGAGGAAAACAAAAGCCCAAGAAGCGGAAAGCAAAACCCACGGAACCACCAAAAGAUCUGCCACAGGAGUGGCAAACGCUAUGCCAAGUGGUGGGUAGAUAUGAUGCUUCCAGUGAGGCUGCCGCACUCGACGCCAUUGAGAAGCUGGAAGAGCAGGAACUCAACCCGCUACAACAACGAGCAUGCCACGAAGUGCUUCGUUCCUUUGUGGAGCAGGACGCACAAUAUGCCAAAUGGAUCUUGGCAGAUGUGGCAAGUGGGUAUCGCCAAGAUGAUAAGGCCGAAUGCAUCAAAAUCACAGCGGCUAACAUCACCAGCUGGAGGAAACCCAUAGCGGCAUGGAUACACGAACUAGGACCGGACCUGGUGGUGCUGCAGGAAACCCAUCUCAAGACGGAGGGUAUCCAGCAAGCCAUGAGCCAUUGCCAAGAUAUGGGAUACACCUUCAUUGGCAUGCCAGGCAGUACAAAAAUUAAGGGUGUACAAGGAGGCCUGGCAGUGGUGGCACCCCGACAUAGGAACCUGCGAUACCUUACCGAGUAUGGGUCAGGACCGGCGGGCUUCCUGGCAUGUGCCAUGAGAAACAAAGGCUGGGAUUUGAUCAUCGUCAGUCUGUAUUUGGAGAGCGGGGUCGGAUUCCAGGCUCCAAACAAUAUCCAAGUACUGGCGAGACUGAUAGCCUUUCUCAAGGGCUGCAAAGUGCCAUAUAUGGUGUUGGGUGAUUGGAAUGAAGCCCAGGAUACCAUGAGGGGCACAACUCUGGCGACAGAAGUUGGUGGUGCAUUUGUUGGAGUGGGGGAACCAACGGCCCAAGGAUCGGACGAAAUCGAUUACGGGCUGGUUGCGAAAUGCUUGGUGCCCAUCCUGCAAGUGAAAACGGAUUGGGAAACCCCUUUUCGGCCUCAUGCUGCGAUGCAUUGGAGGGUAGCCCAACCGUGCAGUAGCCCUGAUGUUCCCCAGAUGAAGAAGGCGGGAGCACUGGUGACGGAGACUGUGGAAUACGAACCAGUUCAAAACACACAGAGCAUCAACAUCUUGGAUGAACCCAAGAUGGAAGAUGAGCUCAGUGAGACAUUCGCUCACCUGAGUGCCGGUGUGGAGAGGUCGAUCACAGGCCGAAUCGACGGUAUGGGUGUUAAAUCGGAGAUUGUCCGGAAGAAGUUGGUGGUCAACAACCCGGAGAACGUUGUCUGGACAGGCAAGAGGGCGGCCUUUUGGAACCGGGUCCAACAAUGGGUCAAACAAGGCAGACAUCAUGGCGAUGCGCAUCCGGUGGCGCGUCUGGUCCAACGCAGGCUCGGCGAGUAUUACGAGGGUGAUGCGCAGAACCAGGAGGAUAUGCUCGUGAGUAUCCUGGGCCGGGGUACGGACGCUAGACUUGUUCUGAAGCGCAUCGACGAACAGCAAUGCUACGCGAGAAAGGCGGAUAUGGAGGAGACAGCCCACCAGUACAAGCAAUGGCUCAGCAAGGCCAUGGAAAAGGGCAUGCGACCAUUAUACAAUGCCUUGCGAAAAGAAGAACAAGUGGUACAAAGACCCUACAUGGAGUAUGACAUGCUGGAACGGCCACACAUUCGCCGAGACCACUGGGCGGCAGUGUGGACGACGGGCCAGCCGUUGGCAAAAUCGGCCUCGCUCAUGACGGAGCUUGAGGAUGCAGCCAAAAAACAAGCGGCCAGCGUGGAGCCGCUGAACCCUGUCGAGGUCAAGGCAAGGAUCAAAAAACUGGCACUAAAGAGCCCGGGGCCGGAUGGCUGGAGGAUUGACCAUUUGCAGGCCAUGGACGACAAAGCAGUUGAAGCCGUUGUGUCCUUCUACCAUGAAUGUGAGGCCAAGGCAGCAUGGCCGCAGCAAAUGACAGUCUCCCUUAUAGCAAUGCUGCCGAAGAAUCUGACCCGGGAAAGACCAAUCGCCUUGCUACACAUCCUGUACAGGACCUGGGUCCGUUUGCGAUGGGAUUUGGUAAGUACUUGGCAGGCAGGCUAUGCCACAACUGCCACGUACGACAAGGCAGUCCCAGGCAGUUGCUGCUUGGACGUGGCCGUAGGCAGACUACUGCGAAAUGAGGUGGCGAAGACAAAUGGUGUGUAUGUGGUGUCACUCUUUGUGGACCUCGAGUCCUUUUUCGAUACCAUCCAAUUUCAGCAAUUGAUCACGGCAGCAACGGCCCUGCAAUAUCCACCGCUAAUCCUGAAGAUGGCACUGGAAGUGUACAUGGGUGCCAGAUAUUUGGUGGCGGAUGGGGUGCUGUCGGCAGGCAUCAGAGCUACGAAUGGCGUGCAAGCGGGUUGCCCAGCGGCGCCAUCGUUGGCAAAGGUGGCAUUGCACCCGGUGAUAGAUAAGAUCCAAAGGCGACGAGAUGUGGCAAACGUGGAUUGUUGGUUGGAUGAUGUCUCAAUUGACAUCCAGCAUAAGUCCUUUAAACAAGUGGCGGAUAGUGCGAUACGAGUCUACCGCAGCUUAAAGGACGGGAUGGACGCUAAUGGUUUCACGAUUUCAUCCAAGAAGACAGGGUUUGUGGCCAGCAGUACCCAGGCGAGCAAGCACCUGCGAGAACUCCUGUUGCCUCAUGAGCCACAGGUGUACGACGUGAUGCGUGACUUGGGCGUCGACAGUACAGGGGGGCGAAAGCGUCGCUUGGUGACGUCGGCAACGCGGGCCAAGAAAGCCCAUGCGAGACAUAGCAAACUGUCCAGGCUGGGGCCGCCGCCCAGCACUAAACUCCGCGUGGUCAAGGCAGCGAUCACAUCCGUUGCUUUGUGGGGGCACCCCUCUGUGGGGGUAUCACCCAAAAGAAUGAAAUGGCUCCGAACAGUGGUAGGAAAACAACUGGGUAAAUACAAGCUUGGGAGUUUGGAAACCAUCUUGGACAUGGGAGCCAAGAAAUGCCAGGAUCCAAAGCGCACAAUCCACAAGCAGCAUUUCAAGGUGGUGGCCAAAGUUUUCCGUGCAUGGAUUGGUGGCGGAAAAGCCCACUUUGACUUGGCCUGGAAAACCACUUGGAAGAGGUUGAGUGCGGCCAAACACCACUGGCCACUGGUCACGGGACCGAUGGCAGCAACCAUGGCGUACUUAAUGGAUCUGAAGGUGGAUGCCAGUGACCCAGGCAAAUGGAAGAGAGGAAGUGUCCUCAACGUUGAUUGGACCCAGCCACGCAUGGGUAGCCUCGCCUACAAAUGGCUUGAGGGAUUCCUGGAGGAACAGAAACGGGCUGCAAUAGCGCGACAGGCAGGUGGCGCUGGUGCCCAAGAGGGGCUGGAUUGGACGCCGCAUCACAAGCUGACGAAGCUGGGAGGCCUAAGCCCAGGCCUUAUGGAAGGUAUAAAGUCAGUGUGGCACGCGGGCGUCAUCACGGAGUCCAAGCCAGGAUGGUGCAAGAAGUGCCAAAUGCCAGCAACUCUGGAGCAUGUCCUCAAGGAAUGUCCUUACUGGCGUGAACAAGGGUUCAAAGAACCCAAGCUCCAGGAAUACUUGCGUCACAAAUACCCAUGGGAGUGUCUGUGGACAAGGGCACUCCUGCCAAAGCCGGCGGUGUGGCACCCGAAGCCGCCGGAACACCUUUUAGGUCUGCGCUACCAAGGAUGCUUCGCAGCUGAUGCAAAAGUGGAAGCGGAAGGCUUGAUCUUCGCCACUGACGCAAGUGGAGGUCCAGGAGGAAUAGACCCACGUGUACAAACAUCAGCCCUCGCAGUGGUGGCUAUGUCCUGGACAAAAGGUGUCCUGGUGGAAGUCGGACGGAUUACAGAGCUGGUCUACCCGUGGCAGCCGGUGGUGGACAUGGAGCGCCGUGCACUUUUCCGACUAAUGGAGCACACGGAGGAUCUGAUUGAUGUCACUAUGGAUUGCAAGCCGGCAGUCCAAGUGCUACAAAAAACACAACCGCCGGAGGAUGACCUGGAAUGGAGCAAAGUGUGGAAUGACAGGAAACGUAUCAAGGCAACAUGGGUCCCGUCCCACAAAACUGAAGAGGAAUUCCUGGCGAAGAUGGGGCCGGGUACGUUGUGGCGACGUGCAGCGAAUGACAUGGCAGACAAAGUAUGUGGAGCAGUGGCGGCGGCUGCUUACAGCCCAGCGCACAAGAGGCGUGUCAAAGAGUUGGACAAUGUGGUGCGCACACUUUCCCUGGCGUACGGUGCACGCGCAGCCCACAUAUUGCGGAAGCGCAAAGAAGAAGACUUCCCCUUCAUCCUGGACCAUGCGCAUUACAAAGAGAAGAUGGAAGCCUCGCAGAAAGCUGAGGGAUGCAAAAAAGAGCAGGGCAGCGCCAAACUCAACAAACGCCAGCGGCUUUGGCAGUUGCUUAAAAACCCGGAGCGCGGGCAUCAAUGGGAGAAGGGCAGCGAACACCCCCGGAAUUUAACACUGAAAUGUCAACUGUGCGGGUUGUAUGUACAACAAACCCUCACGAACUUGGAGGUGGUCUUGGAGCAGUACUGCGUCAACCAGCCGGAGGCGCGAGUGCGUGAAGAGUGGGGUAUCCACCCCUCCCAUAAUAUGGUGAAUUUGGGAAUCCGUUGGGUUUGCACAAAGUGUGACAGAACACAUGCACCGGUCAGCCAGAAGUGCAAUAAAAGCCUGGCGGGUGAGUGCAAAUCGCGGACUUCUCAAGGCAAGCUGGCUACCCAAGCGCAAACCCUUGUCAAUGGUGGAAGUAUGAGCAACGUCCAGUUUCAACAGCCUCGCGUGCGAAUCAAAUUGGAGGAUUCGUGGAAACCAAUUUUGGAGGAGCAGUUCCUGGAAACAGACCCCAAGAGGGCAAACUACACUCACCUAAAAGCGGCGUGUCGCAGUCUCGCUCGCUGCAGCACAAGGAACGAUUGGGUCUACCAAGCGGAGACCUACCUCAGUGAAGAGCGGAAGCAACUGAAUCGGCCGGACAAAGGCAAGGGCAAAAGCAAGAACAAGCAGAAGGAUCAGCCCCGUGAACGUUCCCCGCUUCGACAGGCCAGACACCCGGAGCAGCCUUGGGAUAGUGAAGAGGAGAGAGCUUCGGAAUCUCCGGUGGGUCCGGUACGCCUACGGGAGAGAGGAGAAGACAGUACGGCCUCGCAUCAAGCUGAGGGUGUCAAUGAAGAGCAAGAGGCAAGCCAGCCUCGUACAGUCACGCUGGCGGAAGGGCCAGGUGCCCACAAUAUGGCCUCGCAGGAAGCUGAGGGAAAGGAGAAAAAGGUGCGGGGCGCACUCGACGAGGAUAUGCUCUGGAUCGGCUAUGGGACCCUGUGGGCAGGAUGGAUUGGAGUCCUUUUCGACGAAGCAGUGGAGGGUUACUGCCACCACUACUUCUAUGGAAGUAUCAUCCGCAGGGCAGAGCUGUUCAACACAUGGUGGCAGGAACAUCGCCAUGAAGCCGGGGUCCUCAGACAGUCCCUGUUUUACCUGGUGGCUAUAACGUCAUGGCUGACCAUGCAAGGAGUUGCUCUAUCGGAUAUCACGGUGAGCAACGUUGGGCGCGACCCAAUGUCAGGAUCGCUACCACGGGCAGUGUUCUUUGACACGGCGGAGUGGACGACGCUGCAGGAGGAGAGAUACAAGAUAUCAUGCGGCCUCGUACGCCUCCUGGAGAAAUAUGAUGAGGAGUUACUGGCAACCAUACGUGGAUUGGUCAGAACGUACGACGGCAAGGCCAGCGCGCUUUGGAUGGCAACAGACAAGAAACAUGGAUAG